GGUACUUGGUACAGGAUCAUUAGUAGGCUUAGUGUAGUUUUCUCCUUGGAGUUAUGGGAUGGGAGUGCUCCUUUUGCGAGCUCAUAAAAAGACGAGCAUGACCAGCUCAUUACCUCAGCAAUAAAAGAAUACAGCCUCCUGUGCAGUGUAAGCAAUGUCAGCGUGCAGAGUCCAACAGCUCCUCUGGCUCGUUUCGUGGGAGAUGAUUGUCAAAGUCUUGAGCUCCAACUUCAGACCAGCAGUCUGCGUUCAGGGACCACCAUGCCCUCGGGAAAGACCAUCAAACUCAUCCUGUACGAGCUGCUGCAGUUUGCAGCCCUUAUUGUACCUGUGUUUGUGAUCAUGGAGAGGUUCGCCACACUCAUACAUGAUGUUAAAGGACGGGAUGUAACCGCUUACUGGCUGGUGGUGGCGGCCUCCUUGGCCUAUGUGACCUCUGUAACCCUGCUGGUGUGGGUCCCCUUGAAAUAUGUGAUCAUCAAGAAGAGGAGGUUUAUCUCAGAGAUCACACAGUGGCGACCCACAGCGCUAGCGUACAUCCUCCUGUGCACAUUACCCUGCUUUGCUAUUCUAAUAGCCAGCUCCAAGGUGCAAGUGGACAAUGGAGUGAGAUUAGAUCGUUUCACUGAAUUGCCUGUUUCCUUGGUGCUUGUCACUCUCAUCUGUGUGGACAUCAUAGAGAGGAUUCGGUCCUGCAAGCUCUUGGGACCAUCAGACAGCCUGGACUCUGACCUUGAUAUGCCUGGCCCCAUUCUCACCCACCUGGAGCAGGUGACCACUAUAACAGGCCAGCUGCCCACUGAUGAGGUCCCGAACAGUGUGACCCAAGCCCACCCAGAGGUGAGGAAUGGCAGCGUCACAGGCAGAUGGCAGGACCCCCCACGCCCACCCAGCGGCUUGACAAUCAGCUCACGAGCUACCAGCCCAACCUACCUGUAUUCCUCGUCCUCACGGCCCAGAGCCUACUCUGGUCCUCUGGGCUUCCUGUGGAGGAGGGAUGGCCGGGCGGAGGUAUUAGUAGAUGGUUUUCUGUUCUGGAUGGACACUGUGGAGUUAGUGAGAGUAGCAGGAGAGCCGUCAGUCUUCUACUCAGCCUGGGUGUUCCCUGUCUACAUCCUGGCCUUCAUGUCAACUCUCCGCAUGGUCAUCACUCCUCAAAACCCCCUGCUGUCCUUCGCCGGGGUCGCUCUGCAGGACUUUCCUUUCUUUAUCCUAAGAGUGGCUCUGAUCUCUGUGUUCCCUUAUGUCACCCCUGUGUUGUACCCACUGAAAAAUGUGCUGGUGAGCCUGACUUUUAUCUACUUCACAUUCCUGACCAGGCUGAAGGUUUUCAAAAGGCAGAGCAUGUUCUGAGGAGGAGAGGCUCCUUCUGUUGUUAAUGAGAGAUCUGCUUUGAUUGUGCAUGGUGGAACAGUUGGUGUAUUUAUGUGUAGGGGCAGGCAGCACCAGAGAAACACUGUGCUGCUACUGAUGAUGAAGGACAACAUGUUUUGAAUUUAAAUGGCUGCAAAUGUAUGUGAGGCUGUUCAUCUAAAUCCGAGCGUAAAGGUGAUUCUGGAGUGUACAGAAAGUCACCUGGUCUCAUUUUCUGUGAUGUAUUUGAAUCCAGUUGUAUUUAUUGAGACUGAAUUUAUGUUUACCUGCUACAUUUUUCAUUUUUUCUUGUGUGCCACGUAUGUUAACAAAGCACAAAGUGGUAAAAUAUACAUGUUUGUUGUACAAUAAAAUCUUUUCAAACAUCAAAAUAUGUUGCAUAAAAAGCUGUUAUGUACUGGACAAUUUAUCCAAAUGAUUCUGGGGUCUGGCCUUAUCCAUA
Molecule: messenger RNA, 1816 nt
Organism: Notolabrus celidotus (New Zealand spotty)
Lineage: Eukaryota; Metazoa; Chordata; Actinopteri; Labriformes; Labridae
Product: transmembrane protein 236
Exons: 4
Coding region: 262-1353 (363 amino acids)
Source: RefSeq, a predicted model, not a curated record